UACGUCCAUGCAAUCGACAGUUAUAAGAUCGGCGCAGAUCGGCGUAAGGUAGCUUUGUAAAUGUCCUGAUUUAGUAGUAUUCCGUCCCGUUUUAUAUUGGAGAUAAUUUAUUAUUCGCAUUUGUGUACCUGUUAAAUUAAUUAACAACACAUCUGACAUGUAGCGGCGAUAGCACGAUCAAUUUAUGUUUAAGUAAAUAUCAAUAAUAUUGACACAGACAUUAUGGAAACUGAUGAAAUUAUGUACAAUAAGUUCUAUCUUCUACUGAGGGAUCGAUAUAGAAGAAAGUAUGAUUUGGCCUUAUCGAAAUGUUGGACCAUAUGUAUUCCAUGUGACACAUCACUGCGAGGAUUAAAAAUAACUGAAAAUUUUGUUGAUGAUCACAUUCUAGCUCCAUAUGCGGACUUGCCUCAACAUUAUACCUCUACUGAUGGAAACAGAUCUAAAUUAUAUAAGUUAGAAAAUAAAGUUAUAACAUUGGUGAAAUGUAAUAAUGAAAUGUUAAAAUCUGAAGAACAAUACAGUGUCAAGAUUUUGUCGAUCGAGAGAGGGUAUAACAAAGAAUUUCUAGCAUAUAACAUAUUUAUUGUUAAUGUACCUCUAGAUCGUAUUUAUGAAAUCUUGGAAAACCAGCACGACUGUUUAAUUGAUUUAAAUUGUAACAUUACUUCAUAUAAAGACGCUUUGACAUUUUUGAUCGAAACAUUAAGGCAAGAUAAAAGUUUCUUUGAAGAGUGCAAGAGUGAUUUACAAUAUCUUGAUAUUGAUCACACAAUGACUGCAAAAGACAUGAGUAAAAUGUUUCAAGAAUUAGCAUGUCAUUACUGGGCAAACAUUAUGCACAAGCAAAGUUUAGAUCUGCAACGAGAUGCAAGAUACCAAAAAUUAUUAAGUACUUCGCUUGAAAUAUUUAUAAUGCACCAUUUGCAUGAUAGGGUAUAUCCCAUUUUGAGUGAAGCAUUGGAUCAGGAUGAUUUGUACAUGAAAAAGAAGAUUGACCAGUUAAUGGAUUUACGGAUUACUCCCGAUCAAUUAGGGGUUCAAGAAUCUUUUGCUAUUUGCUUACCAGCUGCAAUAGUAGAGUUAGCAACUUUAGAUGCCCGAGAAGAACCACUCCAGAAACUACUUUGUUUAAGGAAUACAUUAGAUCUUAUUGUCGCGGAAGUUAAAGGUGCACUGGCUGAUGUUAAAACUAAAACUGAUGAUAACUGUGAGAAUAUUUGUUCGAACUACCAGCCAUCAAGUUCCAAAUCUCUUUCAAGUGAUGACCUAAUUCCUUUACUAGCAUAUGUCAUUGUAAAGGCUCGCCCUACAAGACUAAUGACUGAUUUACAUUAUGUUAAAAAUUUAUUAUGGUCUGUGUCUCCUCAUGAUGGACAAUCUUACAGUUUGGUGAUGUUUAAAGCAGCAAUUUCCUUGUUGCAAGAUGUUAACAUACAUGCUCUACCAGAAAGGAGCAGUAAAGUCAAACUGGAGCUGCCUAUUGGAGAAUUGUUGGAAGUUGUAAAUCGACCAGAAACAAGUUUAACACCUUUGGAUACUCAGAUACAUCAGUUGGCUACGAUGCUUGAAAAAUGUACACAUGACGAGGAACCCUUUCCUGAAAACAGUAAUAAGUAAUAAUUUUCUACAUGUGGACAAGCAGUAAUGGAGUUAAUCUGCAUGUAGAUAUGCGAAUAAUUGAUAAUUCAACUCUGAUUCGCUCAGAUGUAAAUAUUUUGGUGUUUUUAAAUUGUGAUAAGUAAGAAAAGGAAACAUUACGCAUUUUAUAUAAAGAUAAUAAUGUUAAAAUUCAUUUAAAGAUAGAAUUAGGUUCUAACUACGUUUUAAGGAGUAAUUGUUCAAUAAAUCGCAAUGAUACGUACAUAUUUAUACAUGUUUAGACUAAAAUUGUGACCAAGGAAAAAUAUUAGAAAAAAUU
Molecule: messenger RNA, 1921 nt
Organism: Orussus abietinus
Lineage: Eukaryota; Metazoa; Arthropoda; Insecta; Hymenoptera; Orussidae
Exons: 4
Coding region: 223-1620 (465 amino acids)
Biological process (GO): early endosome to late endosome transport
Cellular component (GO): transport vesicle; early endosome; plasma membrane
Molecular function (GO): SNARE binding; guanyl-nucleotide exchange factor activity
Source: RefSeq, a predicted model, not a curated record